AUGUCUCCGAUUACAACUCCCACUCACAAAUCUUCAAAACGCGCGAUUGACAGCAAGUCGUCAUCUGCGAUGAGUCCACGUGGUCCACCCAAGGCUGUUUCGAGCCUUUGCGAGAAACCCUCGAGCGAACACUUCGGCGCUGUCGUCACAAUCGAAGUUGGACCAGAGAAGAAGGCAUUCAUUAUCCACGAAGACCUACUUUUCUUCUACUCAGACUACUUUCGCACUGCCUUCAAGGGCUCCUUCAGAGAGGCUAAUGAGGGAAAGUUGUCGCUGCCUGAGGAAUCAACCAAAACGUUUUACAUAUUCAACAGCUUCAUCUACACUGGUCAACUGCGCGACAUGGAUGGUGUGAUUGGCAUAGACCUGAGGGCUUACACUCUCUGCGCACUCUGGAUCUUCGGUGACAAAUACCUUGCGCCUGCCUUUCAGAACACUGUCAUUGAUCACCUGGUCGAAAGAACCGAAAAAGUACAAAAGCCACUCGACAAACUCAUGACAUACAUCUAUGAAGGAACCUUGGUCGAUGCCCCCUUGAGAAAGUUGGUAGUUGACUGGCAGGUUUAUGGAGGCAAUCCUACCACCAAGGAAACUCUUAGCCAUUGGCCUGCAGAAGCUGUUACCGAUCUUGCUAUCGCCAAUGCGGGCAGACAGUGCAAACACUUCAACAGCAAGAAACUGCCACAAGACCGUGACAGAUGCCACUAUCAUGUGCAUGGCAAAGGAGAGCAUUGCUAG
Aureobasidium melanogenum CBS 110374 is the source of this 738-nucleotide messenger RNA. RefSeq lists its product as uncharacterized. Bases 1 to 738 code for a protein of 245 amino acids. Lineage: Eukaryota; Fungi; Ascomycota; Dothideomycetes; Dothideales; Saccotheciaceae. The transcript has 2 exons. The record is from RefSeq and is a predicted model, not a curated record. Gene Ontology annotation, molecular function: protein binding.